AUGGCCCAGCAAACAGAAGCGGCGCCAUUGGUCUCCUUAUGGAGCAGAUCUCUUAUUUCUCUAGCAUUGCAGAGCGAUAUCCCUCCUUGGGACCUUCUCCGGUUUUCCCUCUCGAAACACUCAGCUAAUGUUUGUCCUCCCCACUUCCAGUCCGGCGCAAUAGCCGGCCUCACCGUGGAUUGCUCGCUGUACCCGCUGGACACGAUCAAAACCCGGCUCCAGAAGGCUAGACACCAUGCGCCAUCCGCGCCCUCGCCCAACCUUUCCCUCCGCCAAACCAUCCGCGGCAUCUACGCCGGUCUCCCCUCGGUGCUCUUCGGCUCCGCCCCCUCGGCCGCCUCCUUCUUCAUCGUCUACGACGGCGUCAAGCGCUCCCUCCUGCCCCCGGUGGCCACCGACGCCCCGUCCCGCACCCACAUCGUCCUCACACACUCGCUCGCCUCGUCGAUGGGCGAGAUCGCCGCGUGCGCCGUGCGCGUCCCCACCGAGGUCGUCAAGCAGCGCGCCCAGGCCGGCCUCUUCGGCGGCUCCAGCCUGCUCGCCCUCAAGGAUAUCCUGGCCCUGCGGCAUCCGGACCCGGUGACGGGCGCGCGCCGCGGGUACGCACAGGUCGUGCGCGAGCUGUACCGCGGGGCGGGCAUCACGAUCGCCCGCGAAAUCCCCUUCACCGUCCUGCAGUUUACCAUGUGGGAGUCGAUGAAGGAGGCGUAUGCCAAGCGCAUGCUUGUGGCGGGCAGCACGGGCGCAACGUUGGACGCCGGCACACCGGUCCAGGUGUCUGCGUCCACGAGCGCUGUGUUCGGCAGCGUGGCGGGCGCGAUUGCCGCGGGGCUCACGACACCGCUGGAUGUCAUCAAGACGCGGGUGAUGCUAGCGCGGCGCGGGGAUGGGGGCACGCGGGUGCGCAUCCGCGACGUGGUGCAGGAGAUCUCGGCGGAAGGGUUCGGGGCGUUCUGGCGCGGCAUUGGGCCGCGGGUGGCCUGGAUUGGAAUCGGGGGCGCGGUGUUCCUGGGGAGUUACCAGUGGGCGUGGAAUACGCUGGAGCGGAAGCAGGAGUCGGAGAAGGAGUUGGAGUAG
Molecule: messenger RNA, 1077 nt
Organism: Aspergillus clavatus NRRL 1
Lineage: Eukaryota; Fungi; Ascomycota; Eurotiomycetes; Eurotiales; Aspergillaceae
Product: putative mitochondrial carrier protein (Pet8)
Exons: 2
Coding region: 1-1077 (358 amino acids)
Cellular component (GO): mitochondrial inner membrane
Molecular function (GO): S-adenosyl-L-methionine transmembrane transporter activity
Source: RefSeq, a predicted model, not a curated record